Molecule: messenger RNA, 5410 nt
Organism: Oncorhynchus nerka (sockeye salmon)
Lineage: Eukaryota; Metazoa; Chordata; Actinopteri; Salmoniformes; Salmonidae
Product: transcription factor 12-like
Exons: 20
Coding region: 308-2434 (708 amino acids)
Biological process (GO): regulation of transcription by RNA polymerase II
Cellular component (GO): chromatin; transcription regulator complex
Molecular function (GO): RNA polymerase II cis-regulatory region sequence-specific DNA binding; protein dimerization activity; DNA-binding transcription factor activity, RNA polymerase II-specific
Source: RefSeq, a predicted model, not a curated record
UGUCAUUGUGGUGCUAAGGUUUUUGCGAAGCAAAAAUGUCUGUCUGCAUAAGGUUAACUCGCAAGUGACAUAUAGGGGAUAUUUAGCUAAAUAUUACAACCUAAACCACUAUUUUACAGUAUUUGAGACGCGUUACAGGAAAACGAAGCUCCAUACUACCACACCCGAUCGCCCUAGUUGGAAUUUUAAAGGGGAAAAGGUAACAUAUUGUAGUGAGUUUGUCAAAAAAGGUUUCGGACUGGGUGAAAGAAGUUGGGAUACAAGAGACUGGAGCUGGUAUGGAGUAAAGGGUCUAAAGAUUGGCAGGAUGAAUCCUCAACAGCGGAUUGCCGCAAUCGGCACAGACAAGGAAUUGAGUGACUUGCUGGAUUUUAGCGCGAUGUUUUCUCCACCUGUAAAUAGUGGGAAAAACCGACCAACCACUCUUGGAAGCAGCCAGUUCAGUGCACCAGGUAUGGAUGAGAGGCCGAGCCAGGCAUCGUCCUCCUGGGCCCCAGGUGGCCAGUCGUCCAGUCCCUCCUACGAGUCCUCCAGGGGUUUGGCAGACAGCCCUCAUUAUGGUGAUCACAUGAGUGGCAGUCGAUUAGUGUCCCAUGAAGGAUUGUCCCAGACACCUUUUAUGAACUCCAGCAUAAUGGGUAAAUCAGCAGAGAGGGCUCAAUUUCCACCCUAUGGGAGAGAGCCUGGCGUGUCUGGCUGCCAGGCCAAUCUGCGGCCGGACAUUGGUCUGGUAAGUCCUGGGCCUGUGACCACAUCGGGGAAAACGGCCCCUCCCUUCUACCCUCCCUUCACCGGGGCAAACCCCAGAAGACGCCCCCUACCGGAACCUACUCCCAUUGAUCCUCUACAAACAAAGAAAGUUCGCAAGGUCCCUCCUGGUCUGCCUUCAUCUGUGUAUGCCCCGUCUCCCAACACAGAAGACUUCAACAGAGAUUCUCCCUCCUACUCAUCUCCCAAACCCCCCAGCAGUAUGUUUGCAACCACUUUCUUUGAUGGGUCCCACAACUCUUCUGAUCCGUGGAAUUCCUCCAAUGGGAUCAACCAGCCUAGUUAUGGAGGAAUGCUGGGAGGAUCUUCAUCUCACAUGCCGCAGUCAGGAAAUUACGUCAACAUGCACUCACAUGACCGCCUGAAUUACCCUCCACACUCUGUGUCGCCGACAGACAUCCAUGCCAGUCUUCCUCCAAUGUCCAGCUUUCACCGCAGCAACGCCAGCACUUCACCAUUCGUUAACCCAACACACACCCCGCCUAUCAACACCACCGACGGGGUCAUGGUUGCUGCAAAUCGGGGGAAUGCCACUGGAAGCCAGCAGACUGGAGAUGCACUGGGCAAAGCUUUGGCUUCGAUUUACUCACCUGACCACACCAGCAGUAGUUUUCCAUCCAACCCCUCCACCCCUGUAGGAUCUCCGUCGCCCCUGACUGGCACAGCAGGUGCUGCUGCCUCAGCAGGUACAGUGGUGACCACCGGCACCCCCUCUGGCAGGGCAGGUACCAACCAAUGGUCGCGUGGUGCAGCCGGACAGAGCCCCUCCUCCCCCAACUAUGAGAACUCCCUGCACUCACUGUCUCGGAUGGAGGAUCGCCUGGACAGACUGGAUGAUGCCAUCCUCGUCCUGCGGAACCAUGCCGUGGGCUCCACCACCAGUCUGCCCAGCGACAUACACAGCCUGCUGGGACAGAACGGGCCAAUUGCAACCCUCGGAGCAAACUUCCCUGCCGCCGGAUUGGUUGCUAGUCGGACAGCAGCAAUGGGUGGUUCUCACCGGGAUGAGGCUGGCAGUUUGAUCAACAGUCACGGAGGGCCGCCCAGCGUGGGCUCCAUGUCCAACAUGUCCAGCAUGUCCACCGCUGAACUCAACCACCAAGUGGAAACCUUCAGAGGUCUGGCUGCAGGUCUGGCUGGUCAGGUGGCUGCAGCCCUGGAGCUGAAGGUAGAGAACCAGGACAGAGACGACAUGCAUGAUGGCCACUCCUCCGACGACCUCGGCUCUGGAGACGAAAGCGACAAGAGAGACAUCAAGACUCCCAGAGGAGGCACAAGGACAAGCAGCAUCAAUGAGGAUGAUGACAACCUGAACCCAGAGCAGAAGGCUGAGCGGGAGCGCGAGAGGAGGAUGGCCAACAACGCCCGCGAACGCCUGAGGGUGCGAGACAUCAAUGAGGCUUUCAAGGAGCUGGGCCGCAUGGUUCAGCUGCACCUGAAGAGCGAGAAGCCCCAGACCAAGCUGCUCAUCCUGCACCAGGCUGUGGCAGUCAUACUGAGCCUGGAGCAACAAGUCAGAGAGCGGAAUCUGAACCCCAAAGCAGCCUGCCUUAAGAGGAGGGAAGAGGAGAAGGUGUCUGGCCAUGGGAUCUCUGGGGACCAGCAGGCCCACCAUGGGGUCCACCCCGGCCUCACCGACACAUCCAACCCCAUGGGCCGACUCUGAGGAGCACACAGAUCAACAUGAUACAGAUCAAUUCUGUAAGAUAGAGAUGGUGCCCUUGCUUCCCAAUGGCAGACAGGACUCACAGUUUGUGACACAAAUUGGAGGCGACAGACCACUUGAAGCUAAACCCCAGACUAACGCAAUCCUUAGAUUGAAGAAAAGCCCAGUGUCCAGGUCCCUGUGAUGACAUCCAACAUAUUUCUGCCCACGAGAAAACUUCAGCACAUAUCACUGUCUGCAAGCAGCGUGUCGCAUCUGAACAAUCAGAGACUAUCGCGAUCUCCUCCACCCUCCCAUGUGGAAGUUUGCCUUGUGCCUAAACUGAAUUGACGAAUGCAUUGUAACAGCAAUUAUGUUUAUUUGUUUUGUAUUAUUUGUUCUAUUUAUUAUGUUAUUGAGCUGUAAAGUCUACGUCUAAAGGGAAAGUGAUGAAUAUGCUUUAAGAAGCCUGUGGCUUUUCAGUUGAUCUACAGUUUGCCAGUGUCACUAGUAUGGCCCAGCCCUUCUCCCUAGCCAGUCUCGGGCUAGCCUGAGCUAAGAUUAAGAUACUCAGGCUCCUGAGAAAGAUACAAAUUAAUAUAUUCGGCAAUUUAAAGUGAUUUUUAGGGCCCAAGUAAAAAUAAUUUGGCGGUAUUGAGUACUAAAAGAUUUAAGCAUCCCAUUUAGAAAAAUAACAUAUUUUAUUCAUGCCGCAAUGAACAGCAUGUUUAAACCAAAACGACCUGCUCAUGUGUCCGUUUGGUAUAGCUCAGUCUUCAUGUUACUGACAUAAUUAGAGGAAGAGGAUUAGACAUGAGUGGUGGGUAUGAGCCCAGCUAAAUAGUGUUCCACACAUACACUAGCCUGAACACUAUAAACUCGGUGUCACAGGUGACAGAAGAAUGGCAAACUCUAGUUUUCCUGAAAGGUCAACUAAAGACUUAUAAGGUGUUUAUUCUCAGUAGUAAGCAGUUCAAAUACAGAAAGCAAACCAUUUACAAACCUUAGCAUUCCCUGCAUAUUUCUUAGUGUCUUAACUAAAGGAAAAGGGACUUCACUGCCUUUUCAUUCCUAUGCCAUAUAGUGUUAAAUGUAAACAAUGACAUAUUUCUGAUAUUGCAGUUUGUUUUCUAUAUUACAGUAUGGUCUCUGGUUAGUUGAACAGCCGUGGUCAUGCUCUUUGUAAUAGCCUAGCACUGUCUUAUCAAAGAUUGCUUAGUGAAAAAGUAGAAUCAAAACGACGACCACAAUAUCACCUGGCCUGAAUUAAAUUUUCACAUAACUUUUUUUCUGUUAAAAAUAACUAAAGAAAAAAAAGUUUAAAAAAAACAAAACAUUAUUCAAAGUUAUCAAAAGUUAUAUGUUUAUUUGUAAUUGAAGCUUCAUAGUAAAGCAUAUGAUGUCAAGCGUGAAAUAGCAGAGAGGAGUUCUAAGUUAUUUAGAAUGGCUUUGUUUUGAUCCAAGCAGUGAAGUUACUGGUGAAGGAAAGGGAAGGGGGAGCUUUAAGAGUUCACAUGCUGUUAAACAUCACAAACAGUUGGUCCUUCAGAUAGGUAUAGUACAAUGAUGAACAAACGCAGUUUUGAGCAGAUUUUUUUUUAAUGUUUCAGGAUGAAGAACAAUGGUCACCACUUACAUUUUUAUCUGUGCGCAUGCUUUACUUUCUUUAAAAAAAGUAUUUUGGUCUUAACUCCUGGUUUUUAUUCCAUUUGUUUCCUUGUAUACUGUCUUCCAUUAUUAUCCACCUUUAAAACAAGGCUGCCACAUCCAGAGACAAGUAGCCUAUUCUGUGAAAAUGAAGUCAUAGAACGAAGGAUGCCAUUGAGAAACACUCCAAGGAGUUUAUACAUUUUUUGGGGGGGGUUUACAAUCAUUUUCUUUUUGUGCUAAAUUUGGAAACGUAUUGUUGUGUUUUCUCUGACUGUAUGUGGCCUUGUUCAUCAUUUCAGUAUUCGUGAGCUUGUAUUCAUGUUACUGGCAGACUCUGAGGUUAAAAUGUAUGUCACUGCCUGCUCUCUCAUUUCCCCCGUCAUUUUAGAAUGUUCUGCUGUCUGUCUCUUUGCUCCUAUGUUAGACUUUUCUGUAUUCCCAGCUGAUUUUCCUCGUAUAAUUAUAUGAAAAAAUAACAAAAAUAAGAUUAAAAAAAACAUUUGGCUUAUUUUUCACUGUAGUUAUUAGUCUUUUAUACAAUAAUAUUGUAAGAACAUUUCUUGAAUUCUAAAUUUUACUCUUUCUAGAUUUUUUAAAUCGAAAGUUUUGAGUAAAAAGUUUCUUACUUUAUUUUACUAUAUUAGAUAGUAAAAUGUAUGGUUAUUUACCAUAACCUGACCAUUAUUAUCCGAAACGUACAAAUAGCAUCCUAAAACAUAGUAGGAUUGUAGCUGGCAGUCUAGUACAUUGAGGUAUUGUACAAGCUCAAAUGUUAUGACGGUGUGCUCUCCAUCUUGAUCUUCAGUCUCCAUUGUUGGUGGAUAAAAGAUAUGUACUUGUGUCCAAAAAGUCUAGGUAUUGUUGAUGCACAUCAAAAACUAGCAGCAAGAAAUCUAACUAUCUGUCUCUGUAACAGAAAACACAGCAUGUAAAUAACAUUUAUGUAGCAAUAAAUGUGCCAUCUUUUUUAACACAAUUGUGGAUAUAUUUCCUUCUUUGGACGCCAUCUUUAUUUUCUGUUUCUCCACCUUUCAUUUUUCAGUUAUUUACAUUCAAUUUAGAAUUGUGUGAUUGUUUUAUGAAAUGACGUGCUGGUGGUGCAUUUGAUAGAGCUCAAUACAAGUACAGUCCCAUGAUGUGUUCACUCAAGUGAGCUACUGACGCAACAACCCUUCCCUGGUUUUCCCCCUCAGAAGACUUUUCUACAGUGGAUCUAGGCCAAAUGAGGAACUCUGUGCAAGAGUGUGUUUUAUAGUAUGUUACUAAUUUUUAAAACAAUAUCAGUGGACCAUUGUAGUCUGUAUGGAAUAUAUGUUUCUAUUUUUAAUAAAGUGUGAUAGCAGCAUA